AUACAAUUUACUAGAAAGAAAAUACUUUACAACAUUGAUUAACUGUGUGUUAAAAAAUUUAGAAAAAAAUAUGAAUUCGUCUAGUUUGAGAAAACAACAUGGGAACAUCCAUAGGAUACGUGAAUUUGAAUUGGAAAAGGUGAAUUUAUCCGAUGAAUUCGACAUUUUACAAAUUGUUGGAGAGGGCUGGUUUGGCAAGAUUUUAUUAGUAGAGCAUCGGGCGACUGACACAGAAAUGGUUUUGAAAGCGCUUCCAAAACCAUACGUAUCGUUACGGGAUUUUUACCGAGAAUUUCAUUAUGGUCUUCAUUUGGGUGCGCAUAAAAAUAUCGUCACCACUUACGAUGUGGCUUUUGAAACGGCCGGAUUUUAUGUCUUCACCCAGGAAUAUGCACCGUUGGGUGAUCUCACAUCGAAUGUAUCGGAUAGUGGUAUUGGUGAAACCCCCACCAAAAAAGUGGCAAAACAAAUCGCCUCCGCUCUCGACUAUAUCCAUUCGAAAGACUUAGUGCAUCGAGAUGUAAAAUUGGAUAAUGUUCUAGUUUGCCGAUCGGAUUUUUCUCGUGUUAAGUUAUGCGAUUUCGGCGAAACACGUAAGGCAUACAGCUAUGUACAACGACGAAACGAAUGGCUUCCGUACUCGCCUCCCGAAGUAUUAACAAUCUCAACAGAUCAAACAUAUCAGACGGUUCCAUCGCAUGAUUUGUGGCAAUUUGGAAUUGUGUUGUUCGUUUGUUUGACAGGAUGUCUGCCAUGGCAAAAAGCAGCAUCCGAAGAUCCACGCUAUAUGCGGUAUUUAGUAUGGCAAAGUUCAAGCAUGGUGAUUCCCAUUAAACGUACGCCUAAGCUUUUCAAAUUGCUCACAAACAAAGCGUGUAAGCUGUUUCGCAAAUAUCUCGAACCGAUACCAGAACGACGACCAAAAAAUCUCUCUGACCUUCAUAAAUUCUUGGGCGAACGAUGGCUAGCAAAAAAUGCAGAGAAAGAUAUGAUUGCAAACGAACCGGAUGAGCUGUGUGCAUCGAUGUAUUCGUUUCAUAGCAGUCCCGAGGAAAAGAACAAAUUAUUGUAUGCACUGACACAGCAUGGUAUUGAAACAACGGUGGAUCGAGUCGCCAAAAAGAAACGUAUUCGCGAUUGGAUUCAAGAGUCGGUAAUUCAGGAGGAUGAUGAAGAAGAUGAAGAAGGAGACGAAGAAGAAAUACGGCACACUCAGAGAGCGCCGGUGGCUGGUCAUGUGUCAUCAGUGCGAGCUCAAGAAAAAGCGGCGCGGACGCAAAUCGUGUCGACCGUAAAAGACGCAUCCAAUAAACACAUUAAUCCGCGCACAGGAAAAGUUCAAAUUGGUUCAAGUGAAAUGGGCCAUCAAUCACACAAUGAUAACAAUGGAAAUCCACAUGAACGUAUCGGUUACACAAACCAAAUGGAAAAUUUAACCUCCAACGUAGAAUUGCGUCGAGAAAAUAAUGGCUAUGAUUAUCAAGCGACACGUAGGUCGACAAAAUUAGUAGAUGUUGGUUCGCAAACAUCGAGCGAAUCGCAAAAACAACUAGAAAUGGCAAAUUCUAUUCGCACAUAUACACCCGAACGGCCAAUUUCAAUCGGCGAUGUGUACACAACAAAGAAUUCGCAAUCGGUGCCCACCAUCUCACAUACGCCCGGGCCAUAUUCGAAUAGCAGAAGCCAAAACACUCAAACAAACCUAAGUCGAAUGGAUACAACAUCCCGCGGUUUCAUGUCAGCAUUCAAUUCGCUUGCAACGGUGGCUGUACCGGCUGUGAAAAUCCAACAAACACAACAAUCAAGCGUUCAGCAUCUUCAGCCUUUUUCUAGCAGGAAUCGUGAGCGAUCCCAACCGCGACAAAGCUAUCAACAACGUCACAACACAACCGUACUCACAAAACAGCCCAUUUCGCGUUCCGUGCAUAAUUUCAAUAGCUUAGUUAAUGAUAGUGGAUACGGGUCGCUUGACAAAUUACGCUCGCCAACCUCAAAUGAUGCCAAAAACCUGAUGACAUCGCCAACACUCUCCAAACGAUCGAUCGUUCAGUCAAAAUUGGUGACACCAUCGAAUGGUGGCACCGUUUCAAGCAAUGAAUUUAUUCAUAUAAAUGGUUUAUCGCACUCGCAAAAUGAAAGCGGCAGACCAUUUGAUUCGGAUUCGGGUGGUGAUGGCGAAUGCAGUCCACGCGGUUCGAACGGUUUUGUUAACUAUGUUGGCGCCAAAACACCUCUGACUGAAACAAAUAAUCUACGAAUGAGCAUGAAGGACACCGCCUAUGACCAAGCCACGAAUUACGAUCCAGUUCGAAGCAGCCGAAAGAAAAGGUGACUUGAAUCAAACUCAUUUAACUAAACUUGGGUACUGAUUUUUCGCGAACCAUUUCGCUGGUUUCCUUCCUCUCGAAAGAGAGCCCAAACCAUUUGUAUUCAAUUCGAUUUUAGUUUACCAUUGGAAUUUUUUUUAUUGAAUUUUCGUAAUUGGAAAAAGAUUAGCCCCUUUUUUAGAUGAAAAAAAUGAAAAGAGAAAGAAAUAAAGAAAGACCAGAUUUCCUCCAUAAUUAAAUAUUGAAAAAUAAAGAAAUACAGUGAGGUGUUUUGAA
This is a messenger RNA of Sitodiplosis mosellana (orange wheat blossom midge), 2603 nucleotides long. RefSeq names its product probable myosin light chain kinase DDB_G0284661. The transcript has 6 exons. Gene Ontology annotation, molecular function: ATP binding; protein serine/threonine kinase activity. Lineage: Eukaryota; Metazoa; Arthropoda; Insecta; Diptera; Cecidomyiidae. The coding region runs from base 71 to 2332 and encodes 753 amino acids. The record is from RefSeq and is a predicted model, not a curated record. Gene Ontology annotation, biological process: peptidyl-threonine phosphorylation; peptidyl-serine phosphorylation.